GGCAACCCAAUCCAUGUGCUAAUUUCCUAACCUCAACAAAUGUCAAUAAUAGAACAAUUUUAUCAUUAUGGGGAAGUUUAGGAGUACAUUAAAAGGCAGGACGAAAGGAAAACGAUGGCCGAAAGGCCAAAGUUCCAGUUCCAACCCGGAGACGAAGAGAUACCGGGACAUAGCGAAAUCUCGCUUCUUCCAGGAAAACUUAGGACCCAGCAAUUUAACAUCCGAUGCGCUCAAACAACACGAUGCCGUACAAUCGUUUAUACCGAAAUCUCGAGAAACCAGCAAAAUGGAGGAGGAUACGGAAUCUUCGGUUGGAACACAAUCUUCGUAUAUUACAAUGAAAUCUUUCGCUUCGGAAUGGUCGGAUUGCAGUAACAUGUCUUAUAAUAGAUUUUUGAACGUCUUCCGUUCGGAUUCGGCUUUACAUAAGGAAAUGCUGGCUAUUUUGGCUGCUAUUACGGAGGUUAUCAAAGAUAACGGUGGAUCUGAAACGUCUACUGAAUACUUUUGUGCUCUAAUGACGACAUUGGAAGAAGUUUAUAAUGCCGAAGAGAAAAACGAAGAUCAAGUUACAGCUGUAUUGGCUCUAUUAAAUAUGGGCAUUAAAACGGUUCCGGAAGCGGUUUUGAAGAAAAAAUUCGACGAUAUCGCUUUGAAAAUGUUACACAUCCUUAGCGAAUACGCCAAUUCCGAAAACAACACGAUAAUCAAAUCGAUUUUCGGCAUUUUAGGCUCGAUUUUGAGAAUACAAGAGCUGCCGAUGUGGACCAACGAAUCGACCAUUCAGAUUUUCAAAGCCAUUCUAAAUCCGUUUUGCACGCACACCAAACCAAAGUGGCGUAAAGCUGCUCAGCACGCGGUAACGCUCGUUGUAACAACGGGAUCUUUUAUCAAAGAAAACGGUCCUAACCCAGCGGCCGAUCGAGCCGCGGAGUAUUGCGAACAAACGCUGGAUUCCUGCAUGGGUGGAGCCCACGGAGCCGUCCUAGUCUCCUCCGUACAAUCCCGACAAACCACCAUACUGCACGUGCUCGGCCUAGUCAAAGACAUCAUAACGAAAUACUCGAAAACUCAUUUGAAAGUUACUUGCGAAAUUUUGCUGAAACUGAUGACCCUGAACUAUCCGAUAGUAACAGCCUGCUGUAUGCAAGCCCUGCACGCCGCCUUCUCGGCCCAAACCGCGGUAGUACCGGCCAAACUCAACGCCCAAUUAAUUACCGCCCUCUACGAUUACCAACCGCCCGUUACCGACGUCCAACCCACCCAAGCCUGGGUGGCUGUCAUGCAGCAGGCCCACGUUCAUCUAUCAGACGUCGACGUAUCGUUAGCGAUGGCCGCGUUGCCGAAAAUAUUCGACCACCUGACGCAAUUGUGGCUGUCGGAGAAGGUCGAGGUGAUGACGGCGACCACGCACAGCUUGGUGGUGUUGAUAAAGGACGCGCUGGUGAACGCUUGCGGCUCGAAGGAGUCGGUCGAACGGCACAAAUCGAAGAUCGAGCAUUGCGUGAAUUGCGUGAGACAGGGCUUGGGUUAUCAGUACAACGCCAGUUGGCACCAGGUGCUGCACGUCGUCACGGCGCUGUUCGAGACGACGGGGGCCCAUUGCGGCGAUUUGCUGUUGGAGCUGUUGAAAGGCUUGGCGGAGCUUCGGGAUUCUUAUAAGUUUAGUUAUAACAACGAAUUGGAGCACGCGGUCGGCGCCGCUGUGAGAUCCAUGGGGCCCGAGGUUGUUCUACGAGUGAUAUCUCUGAAGAAACCGAACGGUGAUUUGAACAUCGAUCGUUCUUGGCUUCUACCUGUGCUCAAAGAAAACAUCAAGUUCUCUACGUUGGAUUAUUUCGUUAACGGUAUAUUACCUAUAGCGUUGUUUUGCCAUCGGCGAUCGUCGCAAUUGGCCCAAAACAACGACGGUAUCGGAGCUCACAGUUCGGAGUUGCUCUAUUUGCAAUUGUGGAAUCUUUUGCCGUGUUUCUGCAACCAUCCCACGGAUAUUAAAGAUAAUUUUAAGACUAUUGCUAAAAUUAUGGGAACUGCCAUUUCCGAUAAAAAAGAACUCCGUUUAGCCGUAAUGGCUGCGUUAAGGAAGCUGAUAGCGAGCGCUAAGGAAUCGAACAACGAGGACGAUCUCCGUGAAUUGAGCAGAUUCGAUAAAAAUUACUUACCGAUAUUGUUUAACGUUUAUACGACUAAACCGAUCGGUACCGACGAAGAGGGCCAACGAUUAGCCGCUUUGGACACCAUAAAAGUUUACUUAUCUAUAGCGAGGCCGGAACUCAAUCAACAGCUGUUCAACAACGCCAUGGAGCGAUUAAACAGCAACUCCGACGAGCCCGAAGACCACUUCAUCAAAGAAUCCAUCUUGGAUUUAAUUAGGGCUCUAGUGCCCUAUCAGAACGCCGACAACGUCGAUCAACUUUACCAGCAAUGCGUGAAAAAUCUUCCGCAAAUUAAAAACAACAAAGAACAGAAGAAGGCUUACAGAUUAUUAGAAGAAAUAUGCAGCAGCGACACCGAAGGAUGCAAGCACUUUAUUCGAAACAACAGAAAAGAGAUUCAACGAUUGCUAACGGCCUCGUUGAAUUCCGCCGCGGUGUCCAGCAAAGGGGCCAGAUUGCGGUGCUUCAAUUACCUGAUCAAGGCGCAGCCGCAGCUCGAUCACGAUUCGAAGCUGAUCAAAUCGACGAUACCCGAAGCGAUCGUGUGUUGCAAAGACAUCAACGAAAAGUGCCGGGCCACCGCUUACGAAUUACUCAACACCAUCGGCAAUACGUUGUUGGAUCACGAUAAGAUGCAGGAGUUUCUCGCGUUGAUAAUAGCCGGUUUGGCCGGUACGCCGCAACUCGUCAGUUGUACCGCCUUGGCUUUGGCUUCGGUUUUGCAUAAUUUUUCAGGUACUUUGGGUAUGGAUAAUAUAAAAAUUGUAUUGAGUAACAUUUGCACUUUACUGUCGUCGCCUACGAGGGAAAUAGUCGCUUCGUGUCUCAGUUUUAUUAAAGUUUACAUAGUUUGUUUGCCUAGUCCAAUGGUAGCUGCUUCUUUGCAGACUUUGAUGAAAAGUUUGUGUAGCAUGACGGAGGAUUGCAAGAGGCAUUUCCGAUUGAAAACCAGAGAUAUAUUAGAUAGAUUAGUGAGAAAAUACGGCUGUGAAUCCCUCACACCCUUCGUACCGCAAGAAGAUACCGUCAUGUACAAACGGUUGAGGAACUUGAGGAAAUUGAACACGAGGAAGAAGCGAAGGAAGGAAGACACCGCGAACGACGAAGACAGCGACGAAGAAUUCAGCGUCAAAGCGAAACCGAAGAGCGUCGAAGAAAUUUUGGCCGAUUCCGAUUCGGAAUUCGAAGACAUGGAGACCGAUCAACAACCGAAAGUAAAGAGCAAGAAAGAACCGAAAACUUGGAUCGAAGAAGAUCCCGAGAGCAUCGUAGAUUUCACCGAUCCGUCGGUGAUUCGCAAAAUAUCGGCCACAAGACCGAACGAGAAACAGCAAACCGUCGUCGAGAAGAAGAAAAGCGACAGGGAUCGCGGAUUCAAAACGGCGCCCGACGGCCGAUUGAUCAUCAAAGACGACUCGUCGUCGGACGAGGAAUCCGAUAAAAAGAUCCGAUUCGAGGCGAACUCCGACGACAGCGACGACGAUUCCCAAAGCAAAGCGGAGACGAUGCUGUUGACCGAUAGGAAACGCAAGCGCGGCAACGCGAGCGUCAAAAGCGGCUUCAGCAGCGCCAGUUUCCAACCGCCGCCCAUGAAGUACAAGACCGGCGGUGUGGGUAUUCACAGACCGACAACCAGCGGUUCGUCUUCGGUGAAAAGCGGCAAUGACAAUCCGGGCUCGGAAUACAAAUCGAAGAAAGCGUCCGGCGAUAUCAAGAAGAAAGGCAAAGUGGAUCCUUACGCUUACUUGCCUCUGAAACGGACGGCGUUAAAUAAAAGGAAAAAGAGCAAAGCCGCGGGACAGUUCAAACACAUCGUGAAGGCCGCUAAAAUGGGUGCUCUGAAAGGGGCCAAGGCGAAAAAUAGAAAAUAAAUAUUUGUUAUUACGCUUGAAUUAUUAAUAAAAACUAGUUUUUAAAAACAAGAUUUUGUUUUCUGUAGACUACAAAAAUUCCUAAUAAAUAAUAUUUAAAAUGUUUACUUACACUUUACUCCAACAAAUACAUGUAGACACUCAAAAGGAACGUCCACAAUUUCAAAUAAUUAAACUUACAGAUGAACCCCUUUAAGAAUUGAGAAGCAUAUUUCUAAAAUCCGCGUUGCUCUUUUUAACUUUCGCCGGCGAAUCAUCGUUUUGCGUCGGUUUUUCCGAAAUAUUUUUGAUUUGAACCGUCCUCGGAACCAUCAGAGGUACUUGCAAUCUGCUCCUCGAAUGCCUGAUGGGCUCCAGGGUCUCAUCGGGCUUCUUUUGCGACGGCUUCGGAGGAUCGCUGAUGGCCACAAACAAUUCGCAGUCGUCUAUACGCGUCGAAUUUAGCGCUUCCAACGCCCUGCGAGCCUCUUCUUUGGUCUCGAAUUCGACGUAAGCUAUACCUUUCGACUGGCCGUUCUUUUUGAAAAUCAACCGAACUUCUACCGGAUUGAAUUUCUUGAAAAUUUCUUCAACGUCCUCCUUCGUUUUCGUCACGGGAAGGCCUUUGACGAAGAGUUUAUUUUCUUCGGUGUUUGUGGAGUAUUUGAACUCUUUCUUGGUCUCCAAUUUAUCGGAUUUCAGUUCAGAUAUAAAGACAGGUCGACCGUCUAUUGGAGUUCUGUCUCGUGCUAAGGCUGUUAGAGCUUCUUCUUCUUUGGAAAAAUGGAUGUACCCGAAGCACCUGGAUUUUCCCUUUUUAUCAACCACCAAGCUUACUAGUAAAGCGUUCGGGAAGAGCUGUUUUAGUUGCGGCUCCGUCACCUUGGGAUGCAAGUUGCUUACGAACACUGUACAUUUAGGGUCUUUUUCGAUGGGUUUAUUGACAACAACGGGCGCUUUCUCUUUUUCUACUCUCGGUUUCUUGAAGGUAGGAGUACCGUUAGAAUUAAACUCGCCGUUGGUAGUUUCGUGUUUCCUUUUGAAAUUUCCACUUCUAUGCCCCGUAUCACUUUCUGUAGCCACUUGAGAGCCUCGAGGGAUCUUUUUGAGCUGCUCCGAACAUUUCAUAACGUCUUCUAAAGAACCAAUUUGGCGUUCAAACAACAUCCACUCUUCUCCUAUAAAAUGGGCCCAAUCCUUGCAGGCAGACAGCGCUCUUUUAAAAACACUUCUAGCCUUGUGAAUUUCGCCGUAUUGCCUUUCGAUAUUG
This is a messenger RNA of Phyllotreta striolata, 5276 nucleotides long. The record is from the annotation of a GenBank genome assembly. Lineage: Eukaryota; Metazoa; Arthropoda; Insecta; Coleoptera; Chrysomelidae.